GUGAUCAUGCAGACAUUGGUGCUUCUCCUUAUUCUAGGAAUAGUGGAUCAAAGCAUCAGCCAGAAUUACAGCCAGUUCAAGUGGCUGUCCUAUCUGCGAGGGCGCCGGAGGCAUGCCGCCUGGCAGGCCGUGGAUGUCGACUGCCCACUGGAAUGCGACUGCCCCUUAACCUUCCCCACAGCUAUGUUCUGUCAAAACCGUAACCUUCAGCAUGUUCCAUACGUCCCCUCACACAUUAAGUAUGUCUACCUGCACCGGAACAAGAUCACUGGCAUCAAAGACGGGGUUUUUGACAAUGCUACCAGCUUGAUCUGGGUCGCGCUGUUUCAAAACCAGCUAGACUCAGACAAGAUCGGCAAGAACGUGUUCAGCAAACUCAAGCACCUGGACCGGCUCCUCUUGGAUCACAAUGAGCUCACACGUGUGCCUCCAAACUUGCCAAACUCCAUCACAGACCUGCGACUUGGUCACAACAAGAUCUCAAAGAUCCCCUCCAACUCUUUUGAGGGGAUGGCUAACCUCGCCACCCUUGAGCUCCAAGCAAAUGUCAUAGAGGAUGUUGGAGGUAUGUUGAAGGGACUAAAGGCUCUGACCUUGCUGGAUAUGAAGAAAAACAUGCUGAGUAAAAUCCCAGACCACCUCCCCGAGCGGCUGCAGCAGCUCUACCUGGAUUUUAAUAAUAUACAGAGUGUGCCGGCAGGCUUUCUCACCAUGAAUCCCAAACUGCAGUUUGUCCGCUUGGCUCAUAACAAGCUGACAGAUAAAGGACUUCCAUCCAAUGUCUUCAAUGUCAGUACGCUGGUUGAGCUUGACCUUUCUUUCAAUAAACUGGAGAAGAUCCCUGUUGUUAGUAGAAACCUGGAGAACCUUUAUCUACAAGCCAACGAGAUCAAAGAGUUCUCCCUGAGCAGUUUCUGCGAUACCAUCGACAUGACAAACUUCUCCAGUCUGAGAAUGCUGCGAUUGGAUGCCAAUGAGAUCAGUGCCAAAGACAUUCCUGCCGAGGCGGCCUACUGUUUGCGGCGCGUUGGCUUUAUUGAGGUUUAGCUCUUGCUGCGCUCUCUCUGAUAUCUCUUAACUCAUCCGAUGUCUUACUUCAUCUCUUAUCCCCCUCCAAUCUCUCUUCACCUGUCACUUUAUUCAGCGUUAAAACAUAUUUAAGACAAUGCAGUGUUAUAAAAGCUGUUUUCACAAUCAAACCAUUAAACAAUUCCAGUAUUAGUCAACGGGAAAUACCAGAGCUGUAUAAUCACCAAUCCAGAUGACAGGCAUAUGUAUCACAAAGACAACAUAUCCAAAGGCCAGAUGACUGACAUCCUUUCCUCACACUGUUAUAUUAUUAGAUCGGGUAUUCUGGCAAAAAUAAUAAGAUCAUCAUAAUAACCAUGGAGGUUCUGCUUGUUGUCUGGAAACAUAUCACCUGUAUAAAGCAUCCUGUCAUCAGCUAGUGAUUCCGUUUGGACCUUUGCCUCCACCAUGUGGCACAAGGUGAUAAAACUGUAGGCAGCCAAGAUUGUCAUAAUUAAUAAUAUUAUUUGGCAAGGUCACAUUUACUAAUUAAAAUGACAACGCCUUUUAUAGUAAACAGUUUGAGUCAGUUUUCCACUGUUCGUCUGUUUCGAUAUUUUCAUUAUCAACAUUACAAGUUGUGUAACGUGUUUAUGUCUACAGGUUAAACAUGUGUAUUACUCCUACAAUGAGCGUCUGAAUUAUCCAAAGACAAUUAUGUAUGUUUCUAUAAUAGCUGCAUCCUACUGCUGUUGGGUUAUUUAAGCUGUUUUGGUUACCUAAACCCUCGCUUUUAAAAAUAUCUUUCGGGUGGUAACUUUUGAGCCGUGUACUCUAGCUAAUGUCAGGAUUUACAACAUGAGAAUUUGAUGCAAUUCAGUUUGUAUCCACUUAGCAAGAAAGUUAUGAAUCAUAUAUUGUUUGUGUAAUUUAAUUGUAUCUUGUUAUCGACCAUUUUAUACUUAUUAAAUCUUAGGAAAAAAAACAUGUCUUCAGAGUUUCUUGUGCCCUUUACUGUGAUUUAUUUGUUGCUGUCAAAUGUUAUGUUUCCGCUAAUUUGAAACGUAAAAGAAGCAAAGAGAUUGGGGGAGAGAAAAAGGGCGGCAGCUCUUUUGACAACUUUAACUGGUCCAAGGCAGUUCCCAAAUAUGUAUUGUUGAAGACAACUUGCCUUUUCAUCUUGCACAGCUGCCUUUAAUACUCUUCAGAAAGGCACUAAAUUGAAUUAUAGAAAUAUUUUCCUUGUUUUGUCAUGGGGCAAAGUCUCGUGACGAAGAAUGGAUUACUGCUGGAUUAAGUUUUACACACUGAUAAACUGUGAAAUGAAGUGUGUUAUGGAUGAUGAUAUAUUGCUGGUUGUAGACGGUUUUGCAGCCGCUGUGGGGUAGAACUGUUUUGUUUGUUUCCUUCCACAGAUUCUUCCAAAUCAAAAAAUACAGACCAGCACACAUGCACACAAUCACAUGUGGGAAUCUUUUACUGGUGUGGUCCUCUCCGAGACGAAUACAUUUCAUUGCGAACUCAGACGUUAUGCAAUUUAUGAUUAUAAAACAGGGCAGGACUCAGUAUCUGAGUAAACAUGAGUGAAAGUCAUGACUACAGGAGGGAAUGUACAUGCACUGCCGUCUCUCCCUCUCUCCCUCUCUCCCUCUCUCCCUCUCCCCCUCUCUCUCUCCAUGUGUUUCUUUCUGUCUCAAAUGUCUCUAUUGGCAUGACCAUAUUGCAACACAGUUGAACAUUGUACAAAAUGUUAUAGCAGUGUUUUUCUUUCGGUCCAUCCUACAAUCUUUCUCAGUAUUAACCUAUUAUGUGCCACUACCAUGCAGUAUUGAUAAAAUGUCAUGCAUGCAUAUGAGUAAUGGAUAGUAGCACAUUAUUCCCACCAACUCCUGCUGUCACGCCCUGUGCAGUGAAGACAUUUCCUGUGUAGCUGCAGCAGCGACUGGUGUGUAUCUAUUGAUAUUGUAUCUCAACCUCUCUGCCAGUAACAGCUCUAUGUGUUUGAUCAUUAUACUUAUUGAAACCAUACUGUUUUGUUAUCUUUGGCCACAAGUUUUAUAAGUUGGAAGGACUGUGAGUUGAUCAACAAUGUAGGCUGAUAAUGAGGUGAACUAGACAAAGCACUGGCAAGACCCUUUGACUUUGAUAAAAACAUGUUUGACUCCCCAUAAAGCGAGUCAAACUCAAUAUAGGCCAAUAUCACACUUAACAAUUGAUUUCCUGGUGCUCCUAUAAGAAUGCACUUUUAGCUACAACAUGUGAGAGCAUUAUAUUUAGUAUUUUGUAUUGAUGGAACCUUUAUUAUCAAUAUUGUGAUUGUAUUGUCAAACUAAUAAAUAAUUUGUGGAAAUAUUUGGAAAACAACAAUACAAACAGUUGGUUAAGUUGUAGCAAAUGGA
Trematomus bernacchii (emerald rockcod) is the source of this 3407-nucleotide messenger RNA. RefSeq names its product fibromodulin b (gene fmodb). Lineage: Eukaryota; Metazoa; Chordata; Actinopteri; Perciformes; Nototheniidae. The record is from RefSeq and is a predicted model, not a curated record. The transcript has 2 exons. Gene Ontology annotation, molecular function: protein binding. The coding region runs from base 7 to 1047 and encodes 346 amino acids.